Messenger RNA from Penicillium daleae, 765 nucleotides. RefSeq names its product DUF2293 domain-containing protein. The record is from RefSeq and is a predicted model, not a curated record. Bases 1 to 765 code for a protein of 254 amino acids. Lineage: Eukaryota; Fungi; Ascomycota; Eurotiomycetes; Eurotiales; Aspergillaceae. The transcript has 3 exons.
AUGUCACGCCCAUCCCCGCGCAAAGUUCACCGCCGUAAGAAGGUGAUGCACCAUCGACAGGGCAGAGUGCGCAAGCUGAAAAGUGGGUCCUCGAACCUGGCAGGCCAGCCAGGUCCGAAUGGGAGUCAAGCACCUCGGAAGGCAAAGCAGGCAUCAAAACCCAGAAUAUCCGAGUCUGACGAUCCACUAGAAGAUAAUGUGUUUGAACGUACGCCCAUGCCAGCGGGUUAUUCUUUUGUCCCCAAGGGUGAUGUUUACAUCACUCGAAAGUGUCGGCUCAUGACCAAGGAGAUUGAUCAAGUUGUGUACAAGGUCUACAACAAAACAGGAAAACGGUCUUCCGGGAUCCGAGUACCCUCUGACAUCUACAAUGAGGUUCUAGCCAUGUCCAAAGAGACCGAAAAAUCUCGCGCCUCCGCCACUAGAGCCCGGGACACCAAAUUCCUCGACCAAGGACGAGAGCUCUUACGAGACCAAUUCCCGUUGAUGCCAGAGGAUACGCUCGAUAUCAUUAUGGAACAUGCCUUCUGCAAAGGCUCUAGAAGAGUAGGCCGUACUGGUACUCUCUCGGACAGUCACAAAGCCCAGUUGGCUGUCGAGGCUCAUGUUCGACACAAAUACACCCCUUACGAGGCUAUGCUUGCAAGUGGUGAGGAUCGAACGAUGGCCCGCAGAAAGGUCUGGGAUACUGUCCAAAUGAUCCGGAAGGCGUGGGAGGGGACUGGAUCAAAGAUAGAUGAGUGCUUGGCAUUGCGUUUGGGAUGA